Cygnus olor (mute swan) is the source of this 2182-nucleotide messenger RNA. Its product is annotated as POU domain, class 5, transcription factor 3. The transcript is spliced from 5 exons. The coding region runs from base 1 to 1179 and encodes 392 amino acids. Gene Ontology annotation, biological process: regulation of transcription by RNA polymerase II. The record is from RefSeq and is a predicted model, not a curated record. Gene Ontology annotation, molecular function: DNA-binding transcription factor activity, RNA polymerase II-specific; RNA polymerase II cis-regulatory region sequence-specific DNA binding. NCBI's taxonomy places the organism in Eukaryota, Metazoa, Chordata, Aves, Anseriformes, Anatidae.
AUGUUCAGCCCGGACGGGGGGCUGCCGGCCGCCCCCUUCGGCCUCCUGCCCGACGGCGGCCCGCCUUUCCCGCGCGGCGCCUACGACGGCGCGGCCGCGCAGCAGCUCUUCUUCCCUUUCGCCGCCGAGCCCGACGGCGGCCGCGACGCCGCGGCGGCCCGCGCCUGGCUGCCCCCGGCCGCGGGGCCGCCCGCUAAGGCGGAGGCGCGCCCGGGCCGGCCCUGCCGCCAGGGCUCCCCCGAGGCCCGCGCCGCGCCGCCCGCCGCGCCCUGCUGCGGCCCCGCCUGGGCCGCCCCGCCGUGGGCCGGCCCCGCGCCCCCCGCCGCCGCCGCCGCCGCCGCCGCCGCCGCGCCCUUCCCCAGCGCUGCCGCCGCCGCCCCCUUCCCCGCCGGUCCCGGCCACGGGCUCUGCCCCGGCGCCCUGCAGCCGGGCUCCGGCGGCCUCGUCAGCCUGGGCAGCAGCGGCAGCUCCAGCGGCGCCGCCAGCGAGGGCGGACACUCCAGCGACAGCGGCGACGAGGAUGCACCAACCUCAGAAGAGCUGGAGCAGUUUGCCAAGGACCUUAAACACAAGCGCAUAAUGCUGGGUUUCACACAGGCUGACGUGGGGCUGGCUCUGGGCACUCUCUAUGGGAAGAUGUUCAGCCAGACGACCAUCUGCCGCUUCGAAGCGCUCCAGCUCAGCUUCAAGAACAUGUGCAAGCUGAAGCCGCUGCUACAGCGUUGGCUCAACGAAGCAGAGAACACGGACAACAUGCAGGAGAUGUGCAAUGCAGAGCAAGUGCUGGCCCAAGCCCGGAAGAGAAAACGCAGGACCAGCAUCGAGACCAAUGUGAAGGGAACGCUGGAGAGCUUCUUCCGCAAAUGUGUGAAGCCCAGUCCCCAGGAGAUCUCCCAGAUCGCUGAAGACCUGAACCUGGACAAAGAUGUUGUCCGGGUCUGGUUCUGCAACCGGCGUCAGAAAGGCAAGCGGCUGCUGCUGCCCUUUGGCAAUGAGACGGAGGGGGUGGUGUACGACAUGAACCAGUCCCUGGUGCCCCCUGGCCUGCCCAUCCCGGUGACAUCCCAGGGCUAUAGCUUAGCGCCAUCCCCUCCGGUCUACAUGCCACCCUUCCACAAGGCCGAGAUGUUCCCUCAAGCUCUGCAGCCUGGGCUCUCCAUGAACAACAGCAGCCACUGAACCAGGGCAGGCAGAAGUGUGCCCCGACUGCAGCCCGUCCGUCCAGGGGCAGCGUCCUCCCCUUGCCCUGACAAGGCACGGGCAUGGCUCCGGCCCUGCUCCCAGGGCUUGUCUGGGCAGUGGCUGCGCUAUUUUACAGCUUUUGGGGCCUGAGGGGCUGAGGAAGGGCCGGGAGCCAAGCGUGGGGAUGGUGCCCGCUCUCUACAGUUGCUCCCAGCCCUUCCCAGUUACGUGAGUUCGCUGGUCCCAGCAGCCCCCCUGCAUGGGGUCAGCACCCUCCUGCCUUUCAGGGGUGUGGGGGAGAGCUCCCUCACUGUUACCUGCCAAAGCCAUGCGUGCCCGGGGGCUGGGUGGAGCCGCCUGUGCCUGGCCCCUGCCGAGCUGCUCCUGUGAGAACCAGAAAAAAAGCAUUUCUAAUUUUUUUAGGGGUGGGGGGAGGUUUUUUUUUUUUUUUUUAAUGGUUUUGGCUGUAUUUCUAGUUUUUAAAAAGCAAAAUUCUUUGUAGUGAUCACUAGUUUCCCAGAUGCCUCCUCCCUGUUAUAUAGAGCAGGGCUGGGGCAUUGCACACGGGGAGGGGGUGGUUCCCUGGUGGGCUCUGCCCACUGCUCCGGGUGGCUGGGGUGAGCCCAGGGCUAUUGCGUGAUGCUGCUGGGGGAGCCCUCAGCAGCCCCAGCCUCCAGCCCUGCUUGUCCUGGCAGCGCAGGAGGGUCACCCUGUUGCCUGCCCCCUGUGGCAGGGCAGGGUGGUGGGGCAGGGCCUCCCCUCCCAGCAUCACCCUGGAGCCUCUGGGCCCUCUUCACUCUAGCCAUUGUCUCAGCCCCUAGCUGGGCUGCCCUGGGGCUAUUCUGCAGGGGUCCCAGCCCAGGGCCCACAGUGGGGCUGAUGCCAUCCUGUCCAUGCUGCUAGCACCCCGUGCCUUUGAGCCUGCUGUAGUUGAUGAUGAUUUUUUUUUCCUUAAUCAUAUUCCCUCUGGCAGUGAAAUAAAUCUCAGUUCUUUGGGGCA